AUGGGAAUAACAAAGAAACCAUUUAAAUACAUGGAGUGUGAAAACAGAGAACAUAAACUAUUUGAAAGUAUGGAGUGUGGAAGGAGCUUCACUGACAAUGGAAACCUUAGAAAACAUCAGUGGUCUCACUCAGGGGAGAAACCAUUUAAUUGCAUGGAGUGUGGAAAGAGCUUCACUACUAGCGGAAGCCUUAGAAUUCAUCAACGGACUCACACAGGGGAGAAACCAUUUAAAUGUAUGGAGUGUGGAAAGAGCUUCAGUCAGAGUGGAGACCUUAGAAUUCAUCUACGGUCUCACACGGGGGAGAAACCAUUUAAUUGCAUGGAGUGUGGAAAGAGCUUCAGUCAAAGUGAACAACUUAGAAUUCAUCAACGGACUCACACGGGGGAGAAACCAUUUAAUUGCAUGGAGUGUGGAAAGAGCUUCAGUCAAAGUGAACAACUUAGAAUUCAUCAACGGACUCACACAGGGGAGAAACCAUUUAAAUGUAUGGAGUGUGGAAAGAGCUACAGUCAGAGUGGAGACCUUAGAAUUCAUCUACGGAUUCACACGGGGGAGAAACCAUUUAAUUGCAUGGAGUGUGGAAAGAGCUUCACUACUAGCAAAAGCCUUAGAAUUCAUCUACGGACUCACACGGGGGAGAAACCAUUUAAUUGCAUGGAGUGUGGAAAGAGCUUCACUACUAGCAGAAGCCUUAGAAUUCAUCUACGGACUCACACGGGGGAGAAACCAUUUAAAUGUAUGGAGUGUGGAAAGAGCUUCACUACUAGCGGAAGCCUUAGAAUUCAUCAACGGACUCACACAGGGGAGAAACCAUUUAAAUGUAUGGAGUGUGGAAAGAGCUACAGUCAGAGUGGAGACCUUAGAAUUCAUCUACGGAUUCACACGGGGGAGAAACCAUUUAAUUGCAUGGAGUGUGGAAAGAGCUUCAGUCAAAGUGAACAACUUAGAAUUCAUCAAUGGACUCACACAGGGGAGAAACCAUUUAAUUGCAUGGAGUGUGGAAAGAGCUUCAGUCAAAGUGAACAACUUAGAAUUCAUCUACGGACUCACACGGGGGAGAAACCAUUUAAAUGUAUGGAGUGUGGAAAGAGCUUCACUACUAGCGGAAGCCUUAGAAUUCAUCAACGGACUCACACAGGGGAGAAACCAUUUAAAUGUAUGGAGUGUGGAAAGAGCUACAGUCAGAGUGGAGACCUUAGAAUUCAUCUACGGACUCACACGGGGGAGAAACCAUUUAAUUGCAUGGAGUGUGGAAAGAGCUUCACUACUAGCAAAAGCCUUAGAAUUCAUCUACGGACUCACACGGGGGAGAAACCAUUUAAUUGCAUGGAGUGUGGAAAGAGCUUCACUACUAGCAGAAGCCUUAGAAUUCAUCUACGGACUCACACAGGGGAGAAACCAUUUAAAUGUAUGGAGUGUGGAAAGAGCUUCAGUCAGAGUGGAGACCUUAGAAUUCAUCUACGGUCUCACACGGGGGAGAAACCAUUUAAUUGCAUGGAGUGUGGAAAGAGCUUCAGUCAAAGUGAACAACUUAGAAUUCAUCAACGGACUCACACGGGGGAGAAACCAUUUAAUUGCAUGGAGUGUGGAAAGAGCUUCAGUCAAAGUGAACAACUUAGAAUUCAUCAACGGACUCACACAGGGGAGAAACCAUUUAAAUGUAUGGAGUGUGGAAAGAGCUUCAGUCAGAGUGGAGACCUUAGAAGACAUCAACUGACUCACACAGGCGAGAAACCAUUUAAAUGCAUGGAGUGUGGAAAGAGCUUCAGUCAGAGUGGAGACCUUAGAAUUCAUCAACGGAGUCACACAGGGGAGAAACCAUUUAAAUGCAUGGAGUGUGGGAAGAGAUUCACUGACAGUGGAACACUUAGAAACCAUCAACGGAGUCACACAGGAGAGCAACCAUUUAAAUGUAUGGAGUGUGGAAAGAGCUUCAGUCAAAGUGGACACCUUAGAAGACAUCAACGGACUCACACAGGGGAGAAACCAUUUAAAUGCAUGGAAUGUGGAAUGAGCUUCACUGAGAGUGGAACACUUAGAAACCAUCAACGGACUCACACAGGGGAGAAACCGUUUCAAUGCAUGGAGUGCGGAAGGAGCUUCAGUAAGAGUGUACACCUUAGAAGACAUCAACGGACUCACACAGGGGAGAAACCAUUUAAAUGUAUGGAGUGUGGAAAGAGCUUCACUACUAGUGGAAGCCUCAAAAUUCAUCUACGGACUCACACGGGGGAGAAACCAUUUAAAUGCAUGGAGUGUGGAAAGAGCUUCAUUCAGAGUGGAGACCUUAGAAGACAUCAGUGGACUCACACAGGCGAGAAACCAUUUAAAUGCAUGGAGUGUGGAAAGAUCUUCACCGACAGUGGAAGACUAACACUACAUCAACCGACUCACACAGAGGAGAAAUCAUUUAAAUGUAUGGAGUGUGGAAAGAGCUUCAGUCAGAGUGGAGACCUUAGAAGACAUCAACGGACUCACACGGGGGAGAAACCAUUUAAAUGCAUGGAGUGUGGAAAGAGCUUCAGUCAGAGUGGAGGCCUUAGAAGACAUCAACGGACUCACACGGGGGAGAAACCAUUUAAAUGCAUGGAGUGUGGAAAGAUCUUCAGUCAGAGUGGAGACCUUAGAAUUCAUCAACGGACGCACACGGGGAGAAACCAUUUAAAUGCAUGGAAUGUGGAAAGAGAUUCACUGUGAGUGGAAAACUUAGAAGACAUCAAUGGAUGCACACAGGGGAGAAACCAUUUAAAUGCAUGGAAUGUGGAAAGAGCUUCACUGAGAGUGGAAAACUUAGACUUCAUCAACGGAGUCACAUGGGGGAGAAAUCAUUUAAAUGCAUGGAGCGUGGAAAGAGUUUCAGUACAAGUGGAGUUCUUACAAAACAUCAACAAACUCAUACAGGGGAGCAACAAUAUAAGUCCUAGGGAAGUGGACAGAGGUUCAGUUGUAGUGGAAGUCUUACAAACCAUCAAAAGACUUCGAGGGGUAAGAGCUGUAAUAGUGGAAACACCUUCAGGCCAUCAAUUAACUCAAAGAAGAGAAAGGAUUUAGACAGAAGGAGUGUUCAUCCUGCUUUGGUUAUUAUGCAACACUUUUUAGAGUGUAGGACCUGUUUCUCUCCAAGUUGACACUUUUUUUUAAAAUAGCUUUUAUUUUGCUUAAACAGGUACAUAUAAAUAUAAACAGCCAAAAAUUACAAAGGAAAAUUCCUUAAUAGUAAUGAAAAAAAACUACAAAAACUACAAAAAAUAUUGAAGUACAUGACACAGAACAUAAGCAACUAUGGGAAAGAUAAAAGAAAAGAAAAAAGAAAAAAUGAA
Messenger RNA from Podarcis raffonei (Aeolian wall lizard), 3323 nucleotides. Its product is annotated as zinc finger protein 91-like. Bases 1 to 2700 code for a protein of 899 amino acids. NCBI's taxonomy places the organism in Eukaryota, Metazoa, Chordata, Lepidosauria, Squamata, Lacertidae. Gene Ontology annotation, biological process: regulation of DNA-templated transcription. The transcript has 2 exons. The record is from RefSeq and is a predicted model, not a curated record. Gene Ontology annotation, molecular function: RNA polymerase II cis-regulatory region sequence-specific DNA binding; DNA-binding transcription factor activity, RNA polymerase II-specific.